UAUACAUUAAGUCUGCGUGUGAAGAUAGAAAACAAAGAAGAAGAAGAAAAUAUCGAAGAAAGAAAAGAAAAGAAACGUGAGAAAGAAGAGAGAAAAGAAGAAAAGAGUGAGGGAAAGAAAGGAGUAGAGGACUGUCCGAAUAAUCGCCACCACCCAACAAAACGCCUCGCCGGGAAAAAUUUCAACGACGCCGGAAAAAGGAGCUCGUCGGUAAAAGAAAGCAGGCUUGCUGUAACACAGUAGCAGGCCGCCAAGGAGAGAGACUGCUGCUGCGCCGGAGGAAGAAUAUCCCAGACGGCUGCUACCCAAUCGCCGGACUGAACGAACUCUACUCGCCGCCUCACCGGUACUCUCUAAAGAAGACGUACGACUCAAGGUGAUUUCGGUGAAGAUGGAAGUAGAAGCUUCGGUUAGGAAUUAUCGCAAUUCGAGACAAUGAAGUCAACGAGAACCAAAGUAGAAGACAAUAUCGCCGCACCGACGAAUGCGGAGCUGGCUCAAAAUAUGGUUCAACUCAUCCAGACUAUCGGAAGUGUGUUAGUUCAGAACCAACACCAACAACGUCUCAAAAACCGCAAUGAUGUAGCGAAACUUGUUGCAAAGCGUAAUCCCCCGUGUUAUAUAGGCCAAGAAGAUCCUCUCAUCCUUGAGGAUUGGAUUCGCACUUUCGACAAACUCUUCGAUGCUAUAAACUGCCCUGCAGAACAACGAAUUAAUACGGCUGCGUACUAUCUACGUCAAGAGGCGGACAAUUGGUGGGCCACGACUGCCCCAACGUUGCGUCAACAACCCGACUUUUCUUGGGAGACGUUCAAGGAGGCAAUGCGAAAAAGAUUCUACCCAGAGCACGUGAAAGCUGAGAAGUAUGAAGAAUUCUUACACCUGAAACAAUUGGGUAUGACUGUCCAAGAGUAUCACGCUAAAUUCUUGAAUCUCGCACGAUUUGCUCCCACGCUAGUUCCCGAUGAAAUCGAGAAAACAAAUAAGUUUAUACGCGGUCUAAACUUCGAGACACAAAAAGCUCUUUGCGUUUCAGAAUGCCAAACGUUGAACGAUGCCUACGACAAAGCUGGCAAGCACUAUCGAGUGCAACAACUCCAGAAGAAAACACUCAAGAGAGCGAGGAAAGUGACUGAAGGAGAAAGCAAACCGGGAGGCAAACAAUGCAAGCUAAAUCAGCUAGGGCACACUCGGAACGAGAAGAAGAUCAACAACCAAGGCCAAGACCAGAAGCGUAAGAAGAAGAACUCAACAGAAGAGAUGCACUUCUACUGCUCGAAGUGUAGAAAAGAUCACCCUGGGAAAUAUUGUGAUGGAACGCUCGUACGAUGUUUUCAUUGUGACAAGCUAGGACAUAGGGUGUUCGAGUGUUAUUCAAGGAAGAAGGGAUU
Molecule: messenger RNA, 1391 nt
Organism: Cuscuta epithymum
Lineage: Eukaryota; Viridiplantae; Streptophyta; Magnoliopsida; Solanales; Convolvulaceae
Source: the annotation of a GenBank genome assembly